UUAUUUGAGGAGACAAAAUCCUGAAGGAAGCCGAGUUCCUGUGCUGUACACCACACCACCUCACAUUCCGCACCUACGCUACAUUGCCCCGCCGCUCGCUGCAUCAGAGGACGAGGAAUCAAUCGAUCUUCCGAGGGAGUAGAGAGACACGGAAAGAUGCACGCUACACACCUGCUAUUGGAGGAGCCAAUAAGGAUGGCCUCCAUUCUCGAGCCAUCCAAGCCCAGCUUCUUUCCUGCUAUGACUAAGAUUGUUGGUACCCUCGGUCCGAAAUCACGGUCCGUUGAAGUGAUUUCAUCCUGUCUCAAGGCUGGAAUGUCUGUUGCACGGUUCGAUUUUUCUUGGGGGGAUAAAGAUUAUCACCAAGAAACACUGGAAAACCUGAAGAAAGCUGUAAAGAGUACAAAGAAGCUCUGUGCUGUGAUGUUGGACACUGUAGGUGCAGAGUUACAGGUGGUGAACAGGAGUGAAACUGCCAUUUCACUUGAGGCAGAUGCUCUCGUGACUUUGACACCUGAUCAAGAGAAAGAAGCUUCAUCUGCAUUAUUGCCGAUAAACUUUGAUGGGCUCUCUAAGGCGGUGAAGAACGGAGACACUAUAUUUAUUGGUCAGUACCUUUUCACGGGAAGUGAGACAACUUCUGUUUGGCUAGAGGUAACUGAUGUAAAAGGCGAGGACGUGGUGUGCACGGUGAAGAAUAGUGCCACUCUUGCUGGAUCUCUAUUCACUCUGCACAUCUCUCAAAUUCAUAUUGAUUUGCCUACACUAACUGAUGCCGAUAAGGAAGUUAUAAGUACAUGGGGUGUUCGGAACAACAUUGACUUCCUCUCCUUAUCCUACACACGUCAUGCAGAAGAUGUUCGCCAGGCUCGUGCAUACCUUUCUAAGCUGGGUGAUCUUCAUCAGACUCAGAUUUUUGCGAAGAUCGAAAAUAUAGAGGGGCUGACUCAUUUUGAUGAAAUCCUUCGCGAAGCAGAUGGCAUCAUUCUCUCUCGAGGAAAUCUCGGCAUCGAUCUUCCACCAGAGAAGGUUUUUUUGUUUCAAAAGGCUGCUGUUUACAAGUGUAACAUGGCAGGGAAGCCUGCAGUGGUUACUCGUGUGGUAGACAGUAUGACUGACAAUCUGAGACCAACUCGAGCUGAGGCAACUGAUGUGGCAAAUGCUGUAUUGGAUGGAAGUGAUGCUAUUCUUCUAGGUGCAGAGACUUUACGUGGACUAUAUCCCGUUGAAACCAUUUCAAUAGUUGGGAAAAUUUGUGCAGAGGCAGAGAAGGUUUUCAAUCAAGACUCAUAUUUCAAAAAGACUGUGAAAUAUGUUGGUGAACCAAUGAGCCACUUGGAGUCAAUUGCUUCCUCAGCGGUAAGAGCAGCAAUCAAGGUGAAGGCUUCAGUUAUCAUUGUUUUUACCUCAUCGGGAAGGGCAGCGAGGUUGAUUGCAAAAUAUCGGCCAACCAUGCCUGUAUUAUCUGUUGUUAUCCCUCGCCUGAAAACAAAUCAGCUACGGUGGAGUUUUACUGGAGCAUUUGAAGCAAGGCAGUCACUUGUAGUUCGGGGCCUUUUUCCAAUGCUUGCAGAUCCUCGGCAUCCAGCUGAAUCAACAAGUGCCACCAAUGAGUCAGUUUUGAAGGUUGCACUUGAUCAUGGGAAAGCUUCAGGGGUAAUCAAAUCGCACGACAGAGUUGUCAUCUGUCAAAAAGUGGGAGAUGCAUCUGUGGUUAAGAUAAUUGAGCUUGAAGACUAAAUCAUGUUUACCUACUUUUGGAGUCUAUUUUAGUUAUGUGUGGCAAUCCCUUGUCUGCGGGAGUACUUGUGCUUCCGAGUGAGCAACUUUUCUAUUCGUAUGUAUGUGUGCAUCUCAGAACAAAGAGUAUUUUUGGAUAUCAUGUAACACUUUAAAAUAUGUGAGUUUUUGUCUCUUUUUUUUCAUUCUCUAUUAGAAGAAUGUUUUUGAAUAUCAGCGAACAUUUAACUGAUGUGUCAAGCCCAUAUUGAUCUCUGUAAGUGUUUGGGAUAUGCCAUUGGAUGCCUCAAGAAAAUUAUUUCAGUGUUCC
Messenger RNA from Amborella trichopoda, 2050 nucleotides. RefSeq names its product pyruvate kinase 1, cytosolic. The record is from RefSeq and is a predicted model, not a curated record. NCBI's taxonomy places the organism in Eukaryota, Viridiplantae, Streptophyta, Magnoliopsida, Amborellales, Amborellaceae. Gene Ontology annotation, molecular function: pyruvate kinase activity; magnesium ion binding; potassium ion binding. Gene Ontology annotation, biological process: glycolytic process.